UUUCCACCAUUUCUGUGAGCUCGUAUUUCCAGCUUGAUUCCAUUAGAUCAUAAUAACAUCACAACAGAGCGGAAAAGGGAAAUCGAAUUUCAGCCACCCCAUUUCCUCAUUCGCUCUGUUAUCUGCUUUCUUUUUCCCCCCUUCCCCAUUUAAUCUCUCUUAGUUCUUUUGCUCUGUUUUAGAUCUUCUGGUGCUGAUCUUUAGGAUCUUGUGAGUUUUUCUUUGUUUUCUCGUUUGAAUUUUUCGGAGGGGGGAAAAAAUGGGAACGGAGGUUAUGAUACCCCACGAUUGUUUGGUCCAGAGGGUUACCCCGUUUCAUCGCCGGAAAAUCGGACACGGGAACGGGAACGGCGCUUUUUGUCCUCGUUACCGGAAGCCGGCGGGUCGGUCGGAGAAGAGGAGGUGCGGCGCGGAGACGAAGAGAUCUCCCAGCGCCGGGAACUUGAAUCCCGGCGAGCUCGUGAUGGGCCGGGUCACGAUUCUGCGGCGGGGGCAGUCGAUGGGCUCGCUGAACUCAAAGAUCCGGGAAUCCGUGCCGGCGGAGACGACUGAGAGAGUCAGCGGCGAUGAUUUAUGCCGGAUCCGAAUCGGCGACGUUUACGCCGGAUCGGCUUUCUCGAACUCGCCGUCGCCGAGAUCCUUGCCGGUGCCUUCAUUCUUCUCCAACCCGAACAGAGAACAAGACGGGCUCGACGAUUCGGCUACCCGGUACUUGAGACGGGUGCUCCGACUCGAAUUGUGAAUUCGGAUCCGGGUACAUCUUUUUAGAAAUCAACUGGCAGCCCCUGUAUUUUCAGCGUCUUAAAAAAAGUCCCCAAAAAAGUUCUUAUUUUUCCUUCUCAUCUUCAUCGGGGAGGGAUUCAAGAGGGUGUGAGAAAUGAAGGACCAAACAAAAACUAUGUAAUUAGGGCUGCCUAUUUUUCUAUUAAUUAUUAUUAAUCGAGCAUGUAUUAUUACUAAGAAAGUAUUAACUUGUGUAAUUAAGCUGGAAUGGCAUGAUUGUAAUUCAGGAAGAGAAUUUGGUUUGUGAAGAAGAGCAAACAAUCCUUGAACUGGAUAUCAUUGUGUUGAAUAGGGGUAAGCAAAAUACUGAAAUUUUUCGAAAAAAUUGAGAUUAUCGAAUCAAAAAAGGUCUAACUG
Messenger RNA from Cuscuta campestris, 1140 nucleotides. Lineage: Eukaryota; Viridiplantae; Streptophyta; Magnoliopsida; Solanales; Convolvulaceae. The record is from the annotation of a GenBank genome assembly.